This is a messenger RNA of Stegodyphus dumicola, 535 nucleotides long. Its product is annotated as histidine triad nucleotide-binding protein 1-like. Gene Ontology annotation, molecular function: catalytic activity. The record is from RefSeq and is a predicted model, not a curated record. Lineage: Eukaryota; Metazoa; Arthropoda; Arachnida; Araneae; Eresidae.
CACAAUUUAAAUAAAAUUCUUCUAUUUUUAGUGCAUGGCAUUCCGUGAUAUCAACCCACAAGCACCUGUUCAUUUUCUAGUUAUUCCUAGGAAGAUCAUUCCUACAUUAAGUGAUGCCAGUGAAACUGAUACUGAGCUUUUAGGGCAUCUUCUGCAAGUUGCAAAAAAUAUUGCCAAAACUGAAAAUUUAUCAAAUGGAUAUCGAGUUGUAAUAAACAAUGGCAGAGAUGCUGCACAGUCAGUUUAUCACCUUCACAUCCAUAUUCUUGGUGGACGACAACUAGAUUGGCCACCAGGCUAAAAUGGCUGCUGAAGAAUUUAGAACAAUUAAUCUAUUCAAGUGAAUUAAUAAUUAGUCAUAUAAUUGACUUUAAUUACAUUUCAUAUUAAUUAUAAUGAAUCAAUCUGUAAAUGUAUUUGCUACUGAAAUGAUAUUUAUUUAAAGUUAUGUGAAGUGUAUUUGCAUUAUGUUAUAUAGUUAAAGAUUCUGAAUUGAUUAAAAUUGAUUUAUUUUCAACAUCCUUUUUCUUUCAAA